AUGAGUGAAAGUGAGAAGUCAUCAUCAGCAGCUCAGCUCCGGAGUUCGAAAGAAAGUCGCCGAAGUGGAGCUCUAGUCGGAAGUGCUCUAGUUAGUGCCACUAGCAACGAAGCAGCAGCAGCAGCAACAGCAGCAACAACACUACCCUCAGGCACAGUCACAUCAUCCGGUGGAGGAUCAUCAAGAAGACGUUUUACAGGUGAUAUCUCAUCGUGGAGUUCGGCUGGGAGUGCCUCGAAAAGACGUCGUUUCGGCGAUGGUGAUUCGAGGACUGCAGCAGGUCUGGAAGCAACUUCUUUACCGUUCUUACAUGGUGGUAACAUCAAAGAUCCACUGAAUUUGAAGUCAGUGCAGCCAAUCGAUGAGAAUGAGAUCAUGAAACCGUUAGAAGUGAUCAUACCGAAGAAUAUUCACGAUCCGUUGAACCUUCGCAAUAUCACCAAAAAUCGUAAUAAAAGAAAAAGACGGAACAGCAAGCAAGGUGAAUGUUUGGAAAGUCCACCACCGGCACCGCAUUCGGGACCGGUUGGAGUUGGUGCUACGGAGGCCGAGGAGCAUCGCCGACGAUCGAACACAAUCUCGUCUGGUUCCAUAUCGUCAGAGCAUUAUCAGCAGCACCCGACCGCUCAUCACCAUCAACAACAGCAACAGCAGCAGCGAAACAACUCAAACAGCUCUGACCCAAUCGUAUCACCCGUACCUGCGUCUGUUGUGCGUAAGUUCUCGUUUGUGACACCGCAAAAGAAGCUGUCAUCUGAAGGCGGCAGCACAUCAACACCAGCACCCUCAACAACACCGCAAACAACGCCAACAAAGCCUAAAGCUGAUAGCAGCAGCAUCCAGCAGCCGCAGCAGCAAGACGUUAAUGAAUCGUUAUCAAAAGACAGUAAUCUCGAUUCACAGCAAGGGUGCUCUGGUGGUGCUCCUUUGGUACUACCGUCAUCAUCCAAUAACGAUGACAUCAGUGAUAACGUUACCGAUUCUGAUAAUAUUCAGUCAAAAACAGUACUACAUAAUAGUGCUGCUGCUGCUGCUGCUGCUGCUGCAAGCAACGUGGAUCAGAAGAAGAAGCAAAAAGAAAGGUUUCGUUACGGUAAUUUCAAUCGUUACUAUGGAACGAGACUGGAGAGCGGUAUGAAGCGAGAUCCGCGUAUAGAAUUGAUGCACAAAGAAUGGUUCGAAAAGAAGUCUGUAUUGGAUAUCGGUUGUAAUGCUGGUUAUAUAACGUUGACGAUUGCGAAGGACUUCGAACCGAGGCAUAUCGUUGGUAUCGACAUCGAUGAGCAUCUGGUUGGAGUGGCCAGAAAAAAUAUUCGGCAUUAUUGUGAUUAUGAGACGCAGAUGAGCGGAAGCUUCCCAGCGUCAUUCUCGCGUCGUUACGGUCCAAUCUCAUUGCAUUCAACGAAAUUUUCAACGAAAUUCCCCGAUAAUAUUUGGUUUAAACGUGAAAACUAUGUGUUGGAGAAUGAUGAAUGUCUUGAGGAGAUACACGAAGAAUUCGAUGUGAUAAUGGCGUUAAGUAUAACGAAGUGGGUGCAUUUGAACUGGGGCGAUGCUGGUUUGAAACGAUUCUUUAGACGUGCAUUCAAAGAGUUACAUCCUGGUGGUCGCUUCAUCCUAGAGCCACAAGCGUUUGAUUCGUAUCGAAAACGUGCAAAAUUAACGCCGGAAGUAUUGGAGAACUAUAAGAAUAUAAAGUUGUUGCCGGAUGCAUUUCAUCAGUAUCUUUUGAACGAGAUCGGUUUUGAAUCGUGUCAAGUAUUGGAUCUACCGAAAGCGAAAUCAAAGGGUUUUCAACGUCCAAUUUAUGUGUAUCGAAAGAAGACGUCAUCGAAACUGAACUGGAAAUCUAGAUCAAAUAAUAAUAAUAAGUCUAAAAACGAAAUAUCGGCAACGGACUGCAAUAACGAGCUGCUGAAUACGACAGAGGAUUAG
This is a messenger RNA of Anisakis simplex (herring worm), 1935 nucleotides long. The record is from the annotation of a GenBank genome assembly. Lineage: Eukaryota; Metazoa; Nematoda; Chromadorea; Rhabditida; Anisakidae.